Molecule: messenger RNA, 3060 nt
Organism: Sus scrofa (pig)
Lineage: Eukaryota; Metazoa; Chordata; Mammalia; Artiodactyla; Suidae
Gene: GEM
Product: GTP binding protein overexpressed in skeletal muscle
Biological process (GO): negative regulation of high voltage-gated calcium channel activity
Cellular component (GO): plasma membrane
Molecular function (GO): GTPase activity; GTP binding; calcium channel regulator activity
Source: RefSeq, a predicted model, not a curated record
CUUUCUAACUUGAGAAAAGAGACUUUGGAACCUGCUGUCUGCGCUGUGGUUUUCCGGUCAGGGCCAGAGUUUCAGGUGCAAAGGAUGCCAUUUGUCAUUAGCGGGUUUCUUAGUUCAGUUCAGUAGGAGCUGACUGAGGUCACCUCCUCCGACCGUCUGUGGCCAGAGGGCGCCCACAGUGAUACUUCGGCUCCUGUGGUUUGAAUUCAAGCCGGCCAACGGAGGCGCUGCUUGUAAGAUUAAAAAACCGACCGGUCAUGGUCAUCGUGGUUAGAUCAUCGACGCCUUGGGGUGUGGAGAGUGGGGGCGAGUGUGAGAAAGGGGCUGUCUGUGCAUGUCUCCCCCUUGUUAGUAGAUCUUGCUGGUUAAAAUGAGAAUGCUUCCACUUUAUCUCAGGGAACCUGGUACUACAGACCUCCCUGCAGGGAGGGAGGGAGUCUUGAGAAGGGAAAGUUGUAGCAAAGUUGUUGAAUGUCUUUUGGGAGAGUCUUUGACCUUCUCAUUUGCUUCCAGAAGGAGGAAAUCUGAGUUGAGUUAAAGAACUCUCUGAGUGGAUGUGGUUUAAUAAGAGUGAAACAUUUUCUCUGCAAUUUUGACAGGUCUGAACGUGAGCAGGUCAUUUCUCUGCCAGAAGGACAAGGCACAGGGCUGGGGCUGGGAUGUUUUGAACGUAAUAUCUGUGGGCAGGAGGGCAGAGCUGAGGCACAAACCUCAAACAGAAAUUCUCUCCCUCUCAAAUAGUAGCUUAUUCAGGGAGCUAGGGAGCAUCAGGGCAACUUUACUAAACAUGGAAGUUCCAAUGAGUGCUUGUCCAGUCCAGCCAGGGGGGGUGAUGUCAUUGUCACGUGUUUUCCACUGAGGCAUAAAAGCCGUCUGGAUGCUAGUACAGUUAAGAGCCAUGUUUAGACAAGAGCAGCUAACCUGGCCAGCUGGUCCCCAGCUGCAUUAACUUGUUGCUUUUCAAGCCAUCUCUGGAGGCCAUUGGUUCCUUCUGGCUGCCUCUGUGCCAGCUCGGAGUGGGAAAUCCCAAGGCUUCCUUGAGGAUGGAGGAAGCCUCAGGGCAGUGGGCAAUGAUCACGGACCCAACGAUGACUCUGAAUAAUGUCACCAUGCGCCAGGGCACUGUGGGCAUGCAGCCCCAGCAGCAGCGCUGGAGCAUCCCAGCUGAUGGCAGGCACCUGAUGGUCCAGAAGGAGCCCUACCAGUACAGCCAGCGCAACCGUCACUCAGCUGCCCCCGAGGACCACUGCCGCCAGAGCUGGUCCUCCGACUCCACGGACUCAGUCAUCUCCUCUGAGUCCGGGAACACUUACUACCGGGUGGUUCUCAUAGGGGAGCAGGGGGUGGGCAAGUCCACUCUGGCCAACAUCUUUGCGGGCGUGCAUGACAGCCUGGACAGCGACUGUGAAGUGCUGGGAGAAGAUACAUAUGAACGAACACUGAUUGUUGAUGGGGAAAGUGCAACAAUUAUACUCCUGGACAUGUGGGAAAAUAAGGGGGAGAACGAGUGGCUCCAAGACCACUGCAUGCAAGUCGGGGAUGCCUACCUGAUUGUCUACUCCAUCACGGACCGCGCCAGCUUCGAGAAGGCGUCUGAGCUGCGAAUCCAGCUCCGCAGGGCCCGGCAGACAGAGGACAUUCCUAUAAUCUUGGUUGGCAACAAAAGUGACCUGGUACGGUGCCGGGAAGUGUCUGUAUCAGAAGGCAGAGCGUGUGCUGUGGUGUUCGACUGCAAGUUCAUUGAGACCUCAGCGGCUGUCCAGCACAACGUCAAGGAGCUGUUUGAGGGCAUCGUGCGGCAGGUCCGACUCCGGCGGGACAGCAAGGAGAAAAACGAGCGGCGACUGGCCUAUCAGAAGAGGAGGGAGAGCAUCCCCAGGAAAGCCAGACGCUUCUGGGGCAAGAUCGUGGCCAAAAACAACAAGAACAUGGCCUUCAAGCUCAAGUCCAAAUCCUGCCAUGACCUCUCUGUGCUCUAGGUACCCAGAGUCACCCAGAUGUCCCCCGAUGGACGUCACUGAAGGCCAUUGGGACCCAUAAUCUAUAUUAGAUUGGAUUCUUAAGUAGUGUAAGAUGUGGCUUCCCCUGUUGUAGCUGGGAACUAACAUGUUCGCUGGUGGGCAACAUUAAUGCAUGGGAAAUGAAAGAUCUUUGUAAAGAGUCAGUAUUUAUUUACAUGAAAAGCCUGACCUUUGCUACAUGGACACCCGAGACUCGAGAGAGCGUGGUUGGUGUUCACAUGUGUUUCCUCUCUCCUUUGGUUUGUAGAGGAUGAGUGCCUAGGCAAGAACUUUUUCUUAUUAAGAUGUUGCCCGGUGUUCUGAUAUGUGACUCUGAGGCCAAUCAGUGGGUCAUAGAUAUAGGAAGGCUGUCAAAGGAAUUUUUCAAAGGAGGGAGAACUUCUUUCUCUGUACCUUGUAUUCGUGGAGCUAGGAUUGCCCGACGGGGCUCAUCACAAUCAUGACUAUGAUGCUCCAUGAAGCUGUGAAAAGAAAUGAUGGACUUGCUGGAAACUAAAGCUUAGCAAACAGUUUUUUGUUCAAUGCCCACAGUGGGGGAUCCAGAAAUUUGUAGAAUUGGGAACUGAUACCUGUACCACUAAUGGGUUCAAAAAUUCUCUCUUUACGACUGUGUCUUAUAAUUUUUUAUUUAGGGGAAAAUUAUUUUAGCCAAAUUCUAUUGCAUCAAACCACCUUUUGUGUUUCAUUAUUUUUCAAAUCAUAAGGGCAUCAUAAAAAUAUUUUUAAAAUCUGAAUUAUUGAGAACCUGGAGCGCACAAUGCAAAGUUUUUGAAUAUAAUCGAAGGUCUGAAUUUUUAUAAAACAUGAGACAUAAUACUUCCAAUACUUUGGGUUGACCCUUGUAUACCACAGCUUUGCUCUAUUUAUUAUUAUUUUGCAAAAUAACAACCAUUUUAACAUUUGAUAAAGCAUAUUUAUGAACAUAUUUCUUAAUGAGAAAAAUGCUCAUUUUAUUACCAUUUUCUAUCUUUUUCAGAAUAUGCAAGUUUUUAUCUAUAUGUCUUCUAAUAAAAGAAAUAAAAUAUUUGAAAAAAAGGCA